Molecule: messenger RNA, 1194 nt
Organism: Danaus chrysippus (African queen)
Lineage: Eukaryota; Metazoa; Arthropoda; Insecta; Lepidoptera; Nymphalidae
Source: the annotation of a GenBank genome assembly
AUGGCGCUCCUGACUCGUGUUUUGCGGCGAGUGUCGCCUUAUUUCCACGCUAGGUCUGAAUCCACGGUGGCCAGCUUCACCAAGGAUGAGAUCCUCAUACUCUUGAGACCACCCUUUACAAAUUGGAGCAACAUCAUACGUGAAGCGGAGAAAGUUGUCGGCUACCCGACAUCCUUCAUCAACUUGAGAUGUCUUCUUAGCGAUGAGUUUUCAAACCUGGCUCUGUAUUUAAGGAAACUGGUUGGUAGCAACCAUCUCGUGAUGCAAACAGCUAAGAACGUUCUCUAUGGAGACACGAAGAAUCUUCAGCCCUGGGGUCUGGUCAUCUCUCUACUGUCGAAGUCCGUCAAAUCUUCCACAACUCCUGAACACGUAUACAACCAGCAGCGCCAACUGGCUGAGCUUACAGAAAUGAUGAGAACAGGCCACCUCAUACACAGAGGCAUCGUCAACGUCCCAUUUGCGAAGCGAUCCAAAAACACUGAAUCAGCAAUCUUUGGCAACAAAAUCGCUAUACUUUUAGGUGACUACCUCCUAGUAACGGCUAACUCGAUGCUGGCGAACUUGAAAGAUCCAGAUGUUUUAUACAUCGUGUCAACAGCGUUACGAGAUCUAUCUGAGAGCGAAUUCUUUGGUGAACGAGAUGAACAGAACAUGCCUCUACCUGGCAAACCGAAAAAAUCGAUUGAAGACUUGGAAAUAUCAUUCGAUACAACGACUAUCGAGGCUAGCGAUGUUCUAGGGAAGCCGAGGAAGGAAUGGACCACCAGAACGGUGUAUAACGGAGUGAGUCUUUUAGGCAGGGGUUGCCAAUCUGCUAUGCUGAUCGGAAAACAGAAUAGAGAUAUUCAGAACUACGCUUUCCACUUCGGCUGCCAUGUAGGCUUAGCUUGGCAAGCGGCCACGGAACUCCAAAGACUGACAUCAGAUAAGGGUCAGUUUUGCUUGGCGAGUGCUCCCGUACUCUUCGCUUUAGAGGGAAAUCCGGAUCUAUACAAGAUAAUCGAUCAAGCGAAAAACGACGUUAAUGACGUCGACUACGAGGAUCUUAAGUUCAAUAUAUUGAAAACUGACGCGAUUGAUAAAACGAGAAUGCUUUACAGAGACCACGCGAGUAAAGCGAUGUCCUUCAUAGAUAAUAUAGGACAGAACGAAUCCACUGAGAUGAUCAAGAAGUUGGUUAACACGUUUUAA